CAGACAUUAGUUUUGUACUCUGUAUCAUUUUUGUCUGUACUCUGUAGCUACCUGGAGCCAAUGAAACCGAACCCGGGACCAGUUCAGUUCUGUUUCCUCCAAUCCUAGCAUUAGUCGGAGAAAUUCAUCCUAGCAGACGAAUACACGAGAGUUGUUUUGAAAUUAGAGUUAAUUCCUAAAUUGAUAAAAUAUUUAUUUUAAAAUGGGGAAGCCGAAGCGCGGAGGAUUUAAGAAUAGUAGAAGAGAAGGGAAGUUUGAUGAGCACAUAAGAGCAGAGGAUUCAUCCGAUAUUGCAGGAUUGAGCAAACUAAAACUAACAGAGCAGGAUGAUAGUGAAGAUGAAACUGCAGAAGGUUCAGAAGGUUCAGAAGGAUCAGAAGGUACGGGAUCGACAGAGGACCGGGGAGUAAAUCAGUCCCUCCAAGAGGACCAGGGAGUAAAUCAGUCCCUCCAAGAGGACCAGGGAAUAAAUCAGUUCCUCCAAGAGGACCGGGGAGUAAAUCAGUCCCUCCAAGAGGACCGGGGAUUAAAUCAGUCCCUCCAAGAGGACCGGGGAGUAAAUCAGUCCCUCCAGGAGGACCAGGGAGUAAAUCAGUCCCUUCAAGAGGACCGGGGAGUAAAUCAGUCCCUCCAGGAGGACCGGGGAGUAAAUCAGUCCCUCCAAGAGGACCGGGGAGUAAAUCAGUCCCUCCAGGAGGACUUGGGAGUAAAUCAGUCCCUCCAGGAGGACAGGGGAGUAAAUCAGUUCCUCCAAGAGGACGGGGGGGGGGGAAUUCUAUGAAAUAUAUUUCCCUGG
Molecule: messenger RNA, 796 nt
Organism: Eurytemora carolleeae
Lineage: Eukaryota; Metazoa; Arthropoda; Copepoda; Calanoida; Temoridae
Product: ribosome biogenesis protein TSR3 homolog
Exons: 4
Coding region: 203-781 (192 amino acids)
Biological process (GO): maturation of SSU-rRNA
Molecular function (GO): rRNA small subunit aminocarboxypropyltransferase activity
Source: RefSeq, a predicted model, not a curated record